AUCUUGAAUUCACUAUUUUGGAAACGUAAAAUCUUCAAAUCGGCCAUAACCUUCAAUUCACGAUUUUUGAAAGCUAAAAUCUUGAAAUCGGCCAAAAUCUUGAAUUCAGGAUUUUGGAAAGCUAACAUCUUGAAAUCGGUAAAAAUCUUGAAUUCACGAUUUUUCAAAGCUAAAAUCUUGAAAUCGGCCAAAAUCUUGAAUUCACGAUUUUUGAAAGCUAAGAUCUUGAAAUCACUCAGAAUCUUAAAUUAAGGAUUUUUGAAAGCUAAAAUCUUGAAAUUGGCCAGAAUCUUAAAUUCAGUAUUUUGGAAAGCUAAGAUCUUGACAUCGGCCAAAAUGUUAAAUUCAGGGUUCUGGAAAGGUAAAAUUUUGGAAUCCGCCAAAAAUCUAGAGUUUAGGAUUUUGGAAAGCAAAGUAAUAGAAAUCGGCCACAAUCUUGAAUUCAGGAUUUUGGAAAGCUAAAAGUUUGAAAUCGGCCAAAAUCUUGAAUUCAGGAUGUUGGAAAGCUUAAAUCUCGAAAUCGGCCAAAAUCUUGAAUUCAGGAUUGGGGAAAGCCAAGAUCUUGAAAUCGGCCUAAGUCUUGAAUUCAGGAUUUUGGAAAGCUUUAAUCUUGAAAUCGGUAAAAAUCUUUAAAUCUUCCAAAAUCUUGAAUUCAGGAUUUUGGAAAGCAAAGAUCUUGAAAUCGGCCAAAAUCUUGAAUUCACGAUUUUGGAAAGCUCAGCUCUUAAAAUCGGCCAAGUUCUUGAAUUGAGGACUUGGAAAAACUAAGAUCUUGAAAUCGGCUAAAUUCUUGAAUUUACUAAUUUUGGAAAGGUAAAAUCUUAUAAUCGGCCAAAAUGCUUAAUUCAGCAUUUCGGAAAGGUAAAAUCUUGAAAUCUGCCAAAAUCUUCAAUUCAGGAUAUUGGAAAGCUAAGAUCUUGACAUCGCAGAAAAUCUUGAAUUCACGAUUUUUGAAAGCUCAAAUCUUGAUAUCGGCACAAAUCUUGAAUUCAGGAUUUUGGAAAGCUAAGAUCUUGAAUUCGGCCAAAAUCUUUAAUUCAGGAUUUUGGAAAGCUAGGAUCUUGAAAUCGGCCCAAAUCUUGAAUUAA
Messenger RNA from Porites evermanni, 1088 nucleotides. The record is from the annotation of a GenBank genome assembly. Lineage: Eukaryota; Metazoa; Cnidaria; Anthozoa; Scleractinia; Poritidae.